This is a messenger RNA of Brassica rapa (field mustard), 10222 nucleotides long. RefSeq names its product inactive GDSL esterase/lipase-like protein 23. Gene Ontology annotation, biological process: endoplasmic reticulum organization. The record is from RefSeq and is a predicted model, not a curated record. Lineage: Eukaryota; Viridiplantae; Streptophyta; Magnoliopsida; Brassicales; Brassicaceae. Gene Ontology annotation, molecular function: lipase activity.
AGUCCAAACUUAUUUAUGUUUAGGAUUGAUACCUAGCUUAAUGUGUGAUAGUUUUGUUUAUGGUAUGUUUUAUGAUUUGUAUGUGUACUAUUUUAGUUGUGAAUUCUUUUGUAAGUUUGAAGAGAUGUUAAUCAAAAGGAUUUCGUAAAUAUGUUUAUGUUUUGCCAAAAGUACUUGAUAUUAUUGAAGUCAUUGAUACAACAUACCAAGAAUUUUUUUUAACCAUUCUACCCACUCAACUAAACAAAAAAAAAGAAUCAAAUUUACUAAAACUAAGAGAAAAAACUUCUCAAGAAAACUUAGUCAAAUUCAGAAAAGAUCAAAAUUGAAUUUUAGGUGAAAGAUGAAAUUUUAAAUAUCAUGAAAGUUAUAAAAUUAUAUCUUAUGAUCUAAAAGACACAUUAAGCCACAUGCCUUAAUAUUUUUGAAGUUACUUAACACUUUUGAAAGUUAAAGAACAUACCUUGAAGUUAUUUAACCCUCUUGAAAAUCUAACGUCCAAAAGUCUUAAGAAAUCUUCUCGAAUUAGCUAGAAACAGUAGUAAACAUGAAUAUUUGAAAUUUCAUAAUUAUAACCAAAUUAGUUAUGAAUUUCAUAAUUAACUACAUGACGUAUAUGUUAUGCAUGAUAACAUCUUUCAACUUAAUGGUGUUAUAUAGUUAACAUCACGAGCUUAAUUUUAUUAAUCCAAGAAGUGACGUGGACGUUGGAGACGUUAACUCCGUUUAAUUCUCCUGUUGACCAAUUAAAAUCUGACCGACCUGACCGUAAUUUAACUAAAGUAUGACCCAAUUCAGCCUAAUAAAACAAAAUGAAAUCUUGCCACAAAUUUUGAAAUUGGCACAAAUAUUUUUAAUAAUAUCGGGGACGUCGUCUCUCUGUCGUAACAAAGGGGAAAACUCGAAGAAAUUAGGUUUUCAAUUCAAAUCAGUGAGAGAUAAAGGAAUUGUGAAAUUGUGUGGGGUUAUUGACCAAAAUUUUGAGAGAGAUGAGUUACUCGAUUUCGGGGUCGAUUAACUUCUCUCUCUAUAUUUUGGUCAAUAACCCACACAGUUUCACCAAUUUCCUUUCUCUCUCACUAUUCGAAUCAAAACACUAAUUUUCCCCCUUUGUCAUGACGGAUCGAAUUUUAGUUAAAUUACAGUCGGGUGGGCCGGAUUUUAAUUUAUCAAACAUGAGAAUUAAAAAGAGUUAAUUUUCCAACGUCCAUGUCACUCUUUGGAUUAAUGAAGUUAAGUUUGUAAUGUUAACUACAUAACAUUACUAAGUUGGGAAAUGUUGUCAUGAAUAUCAUUUACAUUAGUUUAAUAUGCAUGGCUUGUCAUGUGGUGGUCAAGAAUAAAUGUUGAAAGGAUAAACUGAUUAACUGUAAUAACUAAAAACUAAACAGAUGUCAAAAAUAUAAGGUAUGUACCAAAUGUUCAAUUACAAAGUAUUUGGAAUAAAAAUGUUAUAGUAUUAAUAUCUUUUAAUGUUUGUUAGAUAUUGUAAUAUAUUUAGCUUGUAUAAAUGAAAGUAAUUUUUGUAAGGAUUAAAAAUCACGGUUGCUGCAGUAGCAUAAUUAGAAUAAAUAAUUUAACCUAUAAAUUUUAAAAUUAAAAUAUGCUGGCGUAGAAAAUACAUCCAUAUAAGUUACUUAAAUUAGAGAAUUAUUUUUAAGAUAAAAUGAUACUGUUAACAUAAACAUUGAUGACAAGGAAAAUUGUUUAGCCGAGAACUAUAUAUAAAUAUAUGUGUUGAGAUCUUAUCUCCCCAAACAUUUCAUUUUCUGAAAGAACUCUUAGUUAUAAAAGUAAAGCUUUACAAGUUUAGUAAAAUGGAUCCCAAUAUGAUGAUAGAAAAAGUAUUAACAGACUCCGAUCUGUCUGUAAAUGGUUGGUUGAUUUUACCAAAAAAUAAGAUGGAGAACAUAGAAAAGAACAUGGGAUUUCCGAUGCCCCGUAAUGGUGUUCAAGUGAAAAUUCUGGACAAUGACAAAUCCUAUUGGGUAAACCUUAACAAACACAAAUCUACUUAUCAUAUCGGAUCUGGGUGGAAAAAAAUCAGAGAUGACAGAGGUCUCAAAACAGGCGAUAUCAUCCAGUUAUAUUGGAAAUCUACCAAAUUCCUUUUCUCUAUGUGCUCAUCGCCUAAAGAAGAACAAGCAUGUCAAAAAGGAGAGAGUAGCUCCUCUAAUAAAACAAUGGGAGAACGAUAAAUCAUGCAAAAUAAAUGGUGUCAGAUCAACAUAACAAAGUUGAAUGAAGAGUAUAAUAAACUUCAUAUAAGUAUAAAUAAUAAUUGCGAUAUAAAUACAGUAUUAUAAUAAUGAUUUCGAUAUAAAUAUAAUUUACUACAUAUACUAUGGGGUAUAAUGUAUGCUAAUUCAUGUCAAGUAUAUUGAAACCAAAACUACAAUCAUAACUCAACGAUCAAAAACUCAAGAACUCAAAGCUCAAACUCUUUAUUGCUUUAGAAAUCUUAUCUCAGAAAUUAAAACCCACAACUCAUAAGUUGUACCACAUCAUGGAACUUCCUUAUAUAUCUAUUAUAAUUUUAUAAACUCAUUAAGUAAAACAUAAGUGGAUAACUCUAAAACACUUCUUCCUAAUCCUAAACUCAUUAGGAUAACUUAUGUUAGCUUCAUGCUUAAUUAACCAUUCUUCCCCUUAAGAUUGAAAUCACCAUUCUUCACUUUUUGAACUCCAUAACUUAUUUGGUGAUAAUUACGAGAUUUUAAAUAUUCAUGUUUACUGAUGUUUUUAGCUAAUUUGAGAAUAUUUCUUAAGAAGUCUAGACCAAAUGUCCCAGUGGCACAUCCCAGAAUGACAGUUAGCGACUUUAUAAAUGGAAAUGCAAAGGAAUGGGACGAGGAAAUGCUCGAGAACUUUGUUGCGUGAGAGGAUAUUCCAUUGAUUAAGAGUCUGGCCAUAAACAGAUUUUUACAAAGGGAUACUUUUUGUUGGAGCUACACCAAGAGUGGUAGGUACAAAAGUCAUGGUAUUGGGUUGCAAGAGACAUACUUAAGGAGCAGGAAGAUGUUUCUUAUACGUAGCCAAGCAUUACGAAACUACAGGCCUUUCCCUGGAAGAUAAAUGCUCCUCAGAACAUUCAGCAUCUUAUAUGGCAACUAAUCACAGGCCACGUUGCACUCACGAGGAAUUUAAAACAUUGUCAUAUGCGAUGUGAUAAUAUUUGCCGCGAUGUGGGUUCCAGAUGAGUCGUCAGUAACUCACACGAUCUUUGAAUGCCCACCGGCACUUCAAGCAUGGGUACUAGCAGCCACUCUAUCUCAUACAAAUAUCUUCCCCGUUUCCAGCAUAUAGAAAAAUAUGAAUUCUUUUUUAGCGAAUGAAUACUAUCGAGGAUCUGGAAAUGGACAGGGAUCCAUAUCCAUGGAUAAUUUGGUACCUUUGAAAAGCGAGAAAUGAUAAGCUAUUUAAAGGAAUCGACAGAGACCCAUUGGAGUUGAUAAGAUAUUCUGAAGGAAAAGGUCAAGAAUGGUUUACUGCUAAUGCAGUAACCACAACUUCACAGCUUGAGACUAUGAUACCGCCUCAAGUCUUACGCUUAUAGAGUAUUUGCUUGGCCGAUGGUUCUUGGACCUCUUCCAUAUACAGUGGAUGUGGAUAGACAUGGAUUGAUGGUGAUGGACGGACACAGAUCAUUGGUAGAAGAAAUAUAAGACAAAUAGAUAUUCUAUUGCAUACAGAGUUAGAAGCGCUUCGAUGGGCUGUGGAUAACAUGAUGCAUUAUUCGACGUGUCAAUGCUUUGUACAGAUUGCAAAGAGGUAAUAACAAUGGUAAAGGAUCUUGAGUCAUGGCUGCUGAGCUUCUCAGUGGAGUAAUUCAAGACUUCAAGAGCAGGAUUAAAGAAUUCAAGAUCAUCUAUAUCCCAAGUGGACAUAACAGAAUAGAUCACUUAGGUAGGACAGUGAGAUACUUUCAUAGGAACAUUUUGUUUUUGUUGGCUAUUUUAUUCUGAUUUGAUUAUUCAUACCAACUCAAGUAUGAGUAAUAGAAUGUCUUUUUGUUGUAAAAAACAAGUUUAGUCAUAAAUUAAAUAUAAUUUCUUAUAGUAUUAUAUUAUCACAGAGGAUAAAAGAGGUCAUCCAUAAAGUUAUUGUUCUAUUUAUCACAGAGGACAUUAACUAAAGGCGACUCACAUAACUAAGCAUCUUAACAGCUCAUGAUUUAAAUAUAAUACCAAGCUUACGAAGUAAAGGUUCAUAUUCAAAGAUUCUAAACUUCCUAUGCAUCAAUGGCAGACCAAGGUACCUAAUUGGCAGCUUUCCAAAACGAUAAUCAUACCUUGCUAUUUUGGUUGUCUCAGAUUAUUUUAGACCCACCAAGAAUAGCUCAGAUUUGUCUCUAUUUACAUGGAGACCAGGCCAGCCUGCAAGAUAAUCAAGCAUUUCUGUGAUGGCAUGGAGAGAAGUAUACCCACCAUCAGAAAAAGAUCAUCACGUCAUCAGAAAAACAUCGAGUGUGAUGACCCAGUUUCUAAAGCUUUUGGAUCAUACGUGAUAUACCCAGAAUUAAACUUCGAAUACAACAGAUGAGAGAAAACCUCCAUUGCCAACACAAAGAGGUACAUAAAUACCAUUAACUGCAAUUGAGAAGGUUGGUGGGGUUAUGCAUUCAGAAAUCCAACUGAUGUAUGUUUUUGGAAAGUCUAUAGCUCAAAGAUUGGAUAGAAUGAAGUCCCAUCUUAUUGAGUUAAAUAACUUUCUCAAAUCCACUUUUAGCAUUUCUCUCUUGGUUAUAUUUCUCAUGUUGUACCCAUGGACCAUUUCAAUAGUAAAGAGCACAUUCUCAGCUAAUAAUCUUCCUUUUAUAAAAGCAGAAUGAAAAGGCGAUAUUACUUGAACCAGAAUCUCUUGAAGUCUCUUAAUCAACAGCUUGGAAAUUACUUUGUAGAGAAUAUUAACGCAAGAAAUGGGUUUGAACUCAGUAUCCAGUUCCGCAUUUUUGACCUUGGAGACUAAUAUCAAUGAUGUAGAAUUCCACUAUUUGAGCAUAGAACCUGAUUUGAAGAAAUCAAGGAUCGCGUCCGUUGCUUCAGAGCCGACAAUACUCCAAGCGCCAGUGAAAAACUCUGCAUAGUAGUUAUCCGAGCCACUUGUUUUAUUUCUUGCUAAUGCUAAAAAGCAUCCUUGAUAUCCUGCCUCGAGAAGUACUUUGUUAACGUAUCUUUCUGGAUUUCAGAACAAUGAUAAGGCAUGAAAAGGGACAAAUCUGCAGCAUCUUACAAAGGAGGUGUCUGAUUCUCAGCCAUUAUCUUGGUGAGUGUUGAAGAAAAAGGUCCAAGAUCCAUGACUGAGUUUCCACACGGCUAUUGUUGUCGUCUAUCAAGUAAUGAAUAUGGUUAAUCGAUUUCCUCGUUGCAUUAAUGAGCCUGUGAUAGCAAGCUGUAUUGCUGUCACCCCAUUGUAUCUUAGUUAUAUGAGAUAUCUUGAACAGGAAAAACUCUUCAGUUUUUGCUAGAAUCAAUUAAGAUUCAUGCGCUUCUGCCUCAAGAGAGGUAGAAUUAGAAAGUACUUUUCUGGAGAUGAAGAUGCUCAUGUGCUUCCUGCUCAGGUGAAUUUUGUUAUUAAGCUCCAAACACAGACGCAUGCUAAGCCACAAGACACCAACCCGUUCUAAACCAUCAAAGGACAAGUAACUUUUUCCUUCUUCAGAACAAGGUAUAACACCAACCAUAAAAGAUGGAAGAUAAUGAAAACAAAAUUUCAAAGAAAUACUAUAAGAAAUCCAUCAGAAAUUUUACUGUCAACUGUCAUUAUUUUAUCGGCUAAGAUUAUUUUAUCAUUUAAAAUUUACUUACUUGAUCUAUUUAUAUCAACAAAUAUUAUUUAUUAUACCCUUUUAAGUAUCUAACGCGUUGGGCCUGCUCUUGGUUCCGGUAUAUCAAUUGGACUUCCUCUAUGGAUCUAUGCCGCUGAAUCGAUUGUUUUUCAUUGUCCUUCAGAGCUAGGGGUGGGCGUUUGGGUACCCGUUCGGGUACCCGUUCGGGUUCGGAUCGGAUAUUUCAUAUUUUCGAGUAUUUUGGUAUAGAAGUAUAGAACCCGUUCAGGUAUUUCUACACUUUGGGUCGGGUUCGGAUAAUUUAUGUUCGGGUUCGGAUAUUUCGGGUCGGGUUCAGAUAUUUAAAGUUUGAAUAAAAAUAAAUAAAGUAUUCACUGUUAAGUUUUUUGUAUUUAAAAUAUACUUUAACUUAACUGGUUUUCUAAUUUUUAAUAGAUUAAACUAUUAAUAGGUUUGGAGAUAAGACUUUAAAAAUAGAAAGAUACUAAUUUAGUCAUGGUUUUGAAAAUUUGGAUGCAACUUUUGUUAACACAAGAAACAAGUGUUUGAUAUGUAUUUUAAGUGAGUAGCAAAUGAUUUUGUCUUUUUUUGUAACACAAAUUUCAUUAAAUAAAGUCUAAGGCACGAUUACAACCGGAGCUAUGCUCGACAGCAAGAUGAACAACAAAAGUAGUAGAACAAUAUAACUUGGGAUAUAAGUGUUUCAAGGAGAUACUUGCUCAAAGUAGAGAGAUCUGCAUAUAAUCUUCACUUGUAUCCUUGAACCCACAACUCGAAAGGUGCUUCAAAUAGCCUGAAACGACGUUGAAAUACCCUGGGGAAAGGGUUCUAAAGAGGGGUGAGAAGCCGAUUGAGGCUAAAGAACCCAUCAAACAAAUGAGAUCAGCUCUAAAACCGAUUAUAUUGACCCGGGAGAUUAGGUGAAUCUCAAUUGACCCGGAAAGCAACAUUAUCGGCAAGCAAGAUGGUGAGGCAAUUGAACUUAUUUUCUUCUCCAAAACCAUUGUUGAAUUUUGCACUGACCCGAACAGAAUGGUUGGCAUAGUCAGAGGAGUUGUCGGACGGAACCGUGGAAUAGAUACCAUAGACGCCUACAAUUGGAAAUAGGAUUCCAGUAUAGCUGUAAUGGAUGAAAAACGAUUGGACUUAAAUUAAGUACAACAUCACAUUUUUGGGCGAGGUGAACCCUAUAUACUAAAUCCAGACGACGGCGAGGUGAGACAAUACUCUUGACUAUUAUCCAUGGGGGAAGCGAACUGAGAUCCAACUAAGAAAAAGAACUCCGAUAUUACCGUAUUGGGAUCCAUAGUUCUCAUCAAGACCUGAGCUAGACCACAAGUCCAUUACAACACAAUGAAAGCUCACAUCAAAAGAUCUGUUGGGAUUAAGCUCAGAAACGGCGGCGGAGCUGCAUAGUCCAGUUGGUGAGGGUUCGCUGGUGCGACGGUGAGGCUUCUGUUCUGGCCUUUCGUCUGAAGAAGACACAAAUUGUCGCGGUGAAGAGAGGUCUCCUCGUUAGGGUUUGACACGAACCAGAGGAGAAACGCUAAACCGAGGAAGCGGAGGCUUAGUGGCGGUGGAUAGCCGAGUAGAUCCAGUGAGCAUGCACUCAGAUUGAGCAGAUCCGGUGGUGACAAAGAGAGCAGCGAAAUUGACAGAACAGACCGUCUCCGUCAUGAGCGGCGAAGAAAUGUGAUUCUUUCCUGAAAAGCUUGCAGCGGGAUUUGAAACCAGGAAACAGAGAACGGAGGUGAUUGAAGAAUUCAAUGAGUUCAGAAACAGGAUGAAGAGUCUCGAGGGAUACUCUAUCCGACUGCAGCUCCGUCGAGACACCAUGGAGUCACGCCUCCAAGAAGAACGGAACACAGACAGCAGAAGAAAAAGGAGAUAAAACACGAGACUGAAGAAGAUAAAUCGAAAAUGUGACAAUAGGUCCCGACGCCGGUGAGCACGAGCUCUUCCGGUGCCAGAGAAAAGUGGAGAACGAGUAACCUCGAUAGUCGUGCUUGGAAAAAAAGCAGCUAGGACAAACUCGUUUUUGCUAUGAUUUUGUCUAUAAUUAUAUGUAUAUUGUCAGAUUUUGAGCAAUGUGCAUCAUUAAUAUAAAUAUUUUAAAUAAAAUAAGAGAAGUAACUUAAAAAUAUAGAAUUAAGUAUACAUAUGUACAGUUGUCUUCGGAUAUCCAUUCGGGUUCGGAUCAGAGGCAACCCAGAAGUUUAGAAAACAUGGGGCACAAAAUGUUAUAAAUAGUUAGUAUAAGGAUAUCUAAAGUAAAAGUGUGGGGCACAUAAUGCAAUAACAAAUUAGAUUAAAGAUAUUUAACAAAUUUUGUACCAAAACACUUUAAAAAAAAAUUAGAGUGGGGCUCAUGCCACACCCUUUUCUUACCUCCGUCCGCCUCUGGUUCGGAUAUUACUCGUUCGGAUUCGGAUAUUCAAUCUCUCAUAAUUUAAUACAUGUUCGGGUAUAUUGCUAUUUUGGUUCGGUUUUUUCGGAUCGGGUUCGGAUACUGGUUCGGGUAUCUGAUAAAAUGCCCAGCAUAUCUUUUUUUUGUAUUUAAAAUACUGUGGAACGGUAUCGUCUUUAUUCGAACGUUGUCAUCUCGAGCAAGAUCUCAAAUCUCUAUUGUCAUCGUCGUGGCCGCUACCACUAUAGAUUAUAUUUGUUCACUUACUUAUUUCUGCGUGUCUCUUUUUUUCUUGCUUAACAUUUGAGAUGUCUUAUUUUGUUUCACGUGGGUUAAAGGUUCUCAUUUUUUGAAAGUUUAUUUGGCCUCUAAUAUGCACGAUCCUGGAUUCCUGAUCCGGGUGACAAUAAAUAGAUUUUCUUACUAAAACAGUAUUAAAGCCAAAUACAUCGUGAGAAGUUACUUUUGAAUUAUAUGAUUAAUCAAUAAACGGUUUACUCAAUUCACUUUCAUUAGUGCGUACGUAGUUGUAUUAGAAAAUUAACCUCGCGCGACACGCUAGGUUUAAUAGUAUAUAUAUUGAAACUUGUUAAAAACUAAAUUUGCAAUAUAAAUACAGUGAACCGGUCCACGAACUUAAGCACAAAGCAAUCUUCAUCUCUCUCUAUCUCUCUUCCUCCAUGGCGAGCAACUGUAAUUUAGUGAGUGUUCUAGGGCUACUUUUAGUACUGACACUGAUGCACAACCCGGUCACUGUCGCCGGACAAAGAAACUCGGGUGCCGCCUUGUUCACGUUCGGUGACUCCAACUUUGACGCUGGGAACAAACAGACUCUCACCAAAACUAACGUUGCACAGAGUUUCUGGCCGUACGGAAAAUCUCGAGAUGAUCCCAACGGCAAAUUCUCCGACGGUUUCAUCGCUCCAGACUUCUUAGCAAAAUUCAUGGGGAUUCCGAUCGAGAUCCCACCAGCACUUGUACCGAACGUCAAUGUCUCACGUGGAGCUAGUUUUGCCGUCGCUGAUGCUACUCUUCUUGGAGCUCCGGUGGAAUCUUUGACUUUGAGUCAACAAGUGAGGAAAUUCAAUCAAAUGAAAGCAAACUGGAAUGAUGACUUCAUCAAAAAGUCCGCGUUUUUGAUAUACAUUGGUGCAAAUGAUUACUUGAAUUUCUCCAAGAACAACCCUAACGCCGAUGCAUCUGCCCAACAAGCUUUUGUAACUUCCGUGACCAACAAGUUAAAGAACGAUAUCAGCUUGCUGUAUUCAUCAGGAGCUAGUAAGUUCGUGAUCCAAACCCUAGCACCAUUGGGUUGCUUACCAAUCGUCAGACAAGAAUACAACACCGGGAUGGAAAAAUGCCAUGAACCUCUCAACGAUUUGGCUAAACAACAUAAUGAGAAAAUCGGACCGAUGUUGAACGAAAUGGCUAGAACCACUCCUGGUUUCCAGUUCACCGUCUUCGAUUUCUAUGAUGCCAUUAUUCGUAGGACGCAGAAACCCUCAAGCUACCGGUUUUUCAUGACGAACUCAUCGUGCUGCGGAAUUGGGACACACGAUGCUUAUGGUUGCGGUCUACCUAACGUGCAUGUGAGGCUAUGCGAGUACCAACGAUCUUACUUAUUCUUUGAUGGGCGUCACAAUACCGAGAAGGCACAAGAGAUGUUUGCUCAUCUUCUUAUUGGAGCCGACAAAAAUGUGAUCCAGCCAAUGAACGUCCGUGAGCUCGUAGUUUACCCAGUCGAUGAACCUAUGACUGAGGUUUGGGUGCCUACAACGUCAGCCACUGUCCAGGCCAGGGAGUCUAGGUCAUCUAGCCAUGGUUACGAGUCCUACUGAGUCAGUGCAAAUCAAAAUCUUGUGGUCAAUCUGGUUUUCACAAGGGCCACGAGUUAAUUUAUAUCCGUAUCACAAUCAUAUAAUGAUGUUUUAGUUUGCGAUGUUUUCAUUUCAUCUAUAAUAAAAGAUUGAUCUUUGCAAUUCAUAUUCUGUAUUGGAUUGAUUCGAAAGUCUAUCACGGUUUCAGCU